GAUAAGGAAUCAAUUUUGAAAAAGACUUAACAGUCACUGAAUACUCUCCACUGAGAAUCAGAAAAGGAGUGAGACAGCAUGAAAUGAGGCCUCCUUUCUGAUUUUGGUGGCUUUCUGAUUGUGAACCAAUACUGUGGGACACUGUUUGCAUCCCCAGGUUAAUAAUGCUUGUAAGCCAGAGGUGAAAGUGGCUCAGCAGUGUGACAUCAGGAAGUCUGGCAGACUGGAAGAGAACAGAUCUACCCCCCAGGGUAGCUGCUAAGUGUGAAACAUGGAAGAAAGUAAGAAUGAGAAGGUGAACCAGGCUCAUGUUCUCUUUGACAGAUUUGUCCAGGCUUCAACCUGCAAGGGGACUCUCAAGGCUUUCCAAGAGCUUUGUGAUUACCUCGAACUAAAACCCAAGGACUAUCGUUCUUUCUAUCACAAACUCAAGUCCAAGCUAAAUUACUGGAAGGCCAAAGCCUUGUGGGCCAAACUGGAUAAGAGAGGCAGCCAUAAAGACUACAAGAAGGGGAAAGCGUGCGCCAACACAAAGUGUCUGAUAAUUGGGGCUGGACCCUGUGGCCUUCGUACAGCCAUCGACCUAUCAUUCCUAGGAGCGAAGGUGGUGGUCAUAGAGAAGAGGGAUGCCUUUUCCCGCAACAACGUUCUGCACUUGUGGCCAUUCACCAUACACGACUUGCGGGGUCUUGGCGCCAAAAAGUUCUAUGGCAAAUUCUGCGCAGGAUCCAUAGACCAUAUCAGUAUCCGUCAGCUCCAGCUUAUCCUUUUGAAGGUUGCCUUGAUCUUGGGAAUUGAGAUCCAUGUCAAUGUGGAAUUUCAGGGGCUUGUUUACCCUCCCGAGGAUCAGGAGAAUGAAAGGAUAGGUUGGCGUGCAUUGGUCCACCCAAAAACACAUCCAGUAUCUGAGUAUGAAUUUGAAGUAAUCAUUGGAGGGGAUGGCAGGAGAAACACCUUAGAAGGGUUUCGCCGAAAAGAGUUUCGUGGCAAACUAGCAAUUGCUAUCACAGCAAACUUCAUCAAUCGCAACACCACAGCUGAAGCCAAAGUAGAAGAAAUCAGCGGUGUGGCCUUCAUAUUCAAUCAGAAGUUCUUCCAGGAUCUGCGAGAAGCCACAGGUAUUGACUUAGAGAACAUUGUCUACUACAAAGAUGAUACACACUACUUUGUCAUGACUGCCAAAAAGCAGAGCUUGCUGGAUAAAGGAGUGAUACGGCAUGAUUUUGCUGACACAGAGUUAUUACUCUCACGGGAGAAUGUAGAUCAGGAGGCCUUGCUAAACUACGCCAGAGAAGCAGCUGACUUCUCCACUAAUCAGCAGCUGCCAUCACUGGACUUUGCCAUCAAUCACUAUGGUCAGCCAGAUGUGGCUAUGUUUGACUUCACGUGUAUGUAUGCAUCAGAGAAUGCAGCACUGGUGCGAGAGCAGAAUGGCCACCAGUUACUUGUGGCGUUGGUUGGGGACAGUCUCUUAGAGCCUUUUUGGCCAAUGGGAACUGGAAUAGCCAGGGGGUUUCUGGCUGCAAUGGACUCUGCUUGGAUGGUACGAAGUUGGUCACUCGGAGCUAGUCCUUUGGAAGUUCUUGCAGAGAGGGAAAGCAUUUAUAGGCUACUGCCUCAGACAACCCCUGAGAAUGUGAGUAAAAACUUCAGCCAUUAUAGCAUUGAUCCUGCCACCCGGUAUCCCAAUAUCAACGUCAACUUUUUGCGGCCGCAGCAGGUGCGCCACUUGUAUAAUACAGGAGACUUGAAAGACAUUCACUUGGAAAUAGAAAACUUUGUGAACUCCAGGACACCAAAGCUUACUCGGAAUGAGUCUGUAGCUCGCUCCAGUAAAUUGCUCAGUUGGUGCCAGAGGCAGACUGAUGGAUAUGCUGGUGUAAAUGUGACAGAUCUCACAAUGUCAUGGAAAAGUGGCCUAGCUUUGUGUGCCAUUAUCCACAGAUACCGUCCAGACCUAAUAGACUUUGAUUCUUUGGAUGAGCACAGCGUGGAGAAAAAUAACCAGCUGGCCUUUGACAUCUCUGAAAAAGAGUUUGGAAUAUCUCCCAUUAUGACUGGAAAGGAAAUGGCAUCUGUUGGAGAGCCAGAUAAACUGUCGAUGGUGAUGUACCUCACACAGUUCUAUGAGUUGUUCAAAGACACCAUCCCCUCUAGCGACAGUCUGGAUCUGAAUGCAGAAGAAAAAGCUGCCCUGAUUGCCAGUACCAAAUCUCCCAUCUCUUUUCUCAGCAAACUGGGACAAAGCAUCUCUCGGAAACGCACUCCAAAGGACAAAAAGGAAAAGGAACUGGAUGGUGCAGGAAAGAGGAGGAAAACGAGCCAGUCUGAGGAUGAGGACCUCCCUCGAAGCUACAGAGAAGAAAGGCCCACACUGGUGAGCGCCCUGACAGAGAGGAGAAUUGAUGCUGCUGUUGGGAAUCAGAACAAAGUGAAGUCCAUGGCCACCCAGCUACUGGCCAAGUUUGAGGAGAAUGCACCAGUGCAGUCCUCAAGCUUACGGAGACAGCAGCCUGUUCUGCCUUAUCAAGAACGUGUUCACAACCAACCAUCCAGCAGACGAGAACAGGGCCGUCUUGCUUCUGUGCCCCAGUGGAAACAGCUGAGGAGUAAGGAACGUUCUCGGACCUGCCCCAAAAAAGUGAUCAUGCUCUCUUCUUCCACUCCACCUUCCUCUCCACCGUAUCUCAGACAGCAGAGAAACAGGGAACGUUGUGCUGAUUCUCCUGGGGAGCAGAGUCCCAGACAGGAAAGGAGAUCUCCUCGAUUUUUUUCUGAUGACCAAGUGCCCGAGAAUGUUGAACAAAGGGCAUGUCAACUGGCUGCCCUUCUGGAGCCCAGGCCUACAGUGAGGCAUCAGCCUGAGACUGAACCGUCUCGCCGAUUCUUUGUUGACCAGUGGGAGCUCUCCCUUAGCCUCCGUUCUUCUAAUCGCCCUUCUUCACCCUCAUCUGACUCCCUUCGACAGAAGUAUAUAAAGAUGUACACAGGCGGAGUGAGCUCAUUGGCUGAGCAGAUAGCCAAUCAGCUUCAAAGGAAAGAGCAACCCAAAACCCUUCUAGACAAGAAGGAACUGGGCUCGCUUAAAAAGGAGUUCCCCCAAAACGUGGGAGGCAGCGAUGUCUGUUACUUCUGCCACAAGCGAGUCUAUGUGAUGGAAAGGCUGAGUGCUGAAGGCAAGUUCUUCCACCGCAGUUGCUUCAAGUGUGAAUACUGUGCCACCACUCUGCGCUUGUCAUCUUAUGCCUAUGAUAUUGAAGAUGGUAAAUUCUACUGUAAGCCUCACUACUGUUACCGACUCUCUGGUUAUGCUCAGAGGAAGAGGCCAGCAGUGGCUCCUCUGUCAGGAAAGGACACCAAAGGACCUCUGCAGGACGCCAUGACAAGUGAUGGGAAUGGACGGGCAAAUUCCAUCUCCGCCUCAGCAGAGAGGACCCCAGGUGCUAACGUAAAUGGGCUGGAAGAGCCUAGCCUUGCCAAGCGACUGCGUGGCACACCUGAGCGGAUUGAGCUGGAGAAUUACCGACUGUCACUGCAACGGGAAGAAGAACUGGAAGAGGUUCCUGAAGAGACACUGGCAGAGCAUAACCUGAGCAGUGUAUUGGACAAAGCAACAGAAGAUGAUGUGCCCAGCAGUAGUUCAGAGUCUGAGAUGGAGGAGGAAGAUGAGGAAGAUGAUGAUGAACUACUGCAGCCUCAGCAACCUCCUUCAGACUUGGGUGGUGUGCCAUGGAAAGAGGCUGUGCGAAUCCAUGCCCUCCUGAAGGGAAAGAGUGAAGAAGAGAUUGAGGCUGAGGAGAAUCUUGAGAUAGAAGACAAAGAGGGAGAAUAUGACGAGGAGGAAGAAGACGAAGAGGAGGAAGAUGAGCAGUCUAGCGAAGCUGGAAACCUUAGACUGCAGCAGAUUGUAAAUCCGGUUGAUCCCUUGGAGAUCCUGGCAGAUGUGCACUGGACACACAUCCGUGAAAAAGAGGAGGAGGAAAAAAUGGUCCCAGCCUCAAAGUCCUCCACCUCCAGAGCUCCAUGUGAGGAUAACGAAGUGGAGGACGAGCUGGGCACAGAGCCUGCAGACACAGAAGGGCAAGCAGGUGAAGAGGGAGACACAGGUGCAGAACUGGAUGACGAUGACAUCGCAUCUGAUGCAGAAGCUGAGUUUCGCUUACAUCGAGGUGAUAUAGAAGAGCCAGAACUGAAAGUCUCUGAAGAUGAAGAAGAUGAAGAAGGAACAGAAGGUGCUUCUUGCAGUGUGACAAAAGAUCUGUGCAAGCCAUCCAUCCCUAUCCAGCCAGCUAAUGACAGUGUUCUUCCUCUGUCUCCUGUUGAUAGUCCCAAAGCAAAACAAACAGAGGAUGUAAAACAUCCCCUUGCUGCAGUAUCCCAUGCUGUAAAAUCUCCAGAGACACCCUUUUUUCCUGAGCCUUUCGUUCUUGAAGAAGGACCAAAAGAUGAAAUCCCAAAAGACAGGAAAGUUAAGAGCACUUCGGUGCCAGUGUCUCCAGUAUUAUCCCAGCCAGUUGCAUCACCAGAAGUCAUUGCACCUCUGUCGCCAGAAGAGUCUCAGCCAGCGGCACUGACAUUGGCUUCAUCCCCAACAUCUGCUCAAACGCCUAUCUGUUCACAGCCUCUGCCUUCUACUGAAGCAUCCAUUCCAUCUCCAGCGGAGCCUCCAGUAUGUUUCCAGCCAGUCCCAGCCUUAACGUCUACUCCUCUGGCCAAACUGGUCCUAAGGAGCCAGGAUAGUGAGGUGGAAAAAUUGGGGAGCCCUACUACUGCAGAAGAAGCCCUGAAACGGAGUAAUCUUGUAGAAGAGUUCUGGAUGAAGAGUGCUGAAAUCCGGAGGAGCUUAGGCCUCACCCCAGUAGACAGAAACAAACGCUCAGAGCCAAGUUUGACCGUAUCUGCCCUUGAGACAACUCCUCUGAAGUCUUUUAACAGUGAGAAUGUUUCAGGGGAGGAGAGGAUGCAUCUUGUGAAACCCCAGCCUGCUCCAAGAAGACAGGGACUGUCCAAGUUAGAAAACGAGCAGAUUUCUCUGCUCACUCCAAAAUCUCCAUCAGAAAAAGAUCUGAAGAGUUCCCAUGAAGUAAGGAGAGAUGUAUCCAGCAGUUCUGGACUUGGCCUUCAGGAGAGCUCAUCUAACAUGAGAACACUGGCUAGCCAGAGCUUCAACACUUCUGACUCUACCAUGCUUACUCCUCCGUCAAGUCCACCUCCACCACCUCCUCAGGAUGAAGAACCAGCCACAUUGCAUAAAAAGAGGCAUCAAGCAAUUUGGCAGAAUGAGGUUGAAGCCAAGUCACCUCCAACACCAGCAUCAACACCUCCUGCUCCCCUACGCUACGAGCCAACCUCUGCUGCCAAAGGGUCAACCCAAGCCAAAAAAGAAGACGUGCGGAAGUCUUUUGCAGAGAGUGUAGAUGAGAUUCCAUUUGCUGAUGAUGUAGAGGACACGUACGAUGAGAGGACAGAGAACACAAGCCUUCGUGAGAAGUUCUUUACACCUCCUACCAGUAGACCAAGGCCAGAGAAACCACUUCUUUUGCCCUUGGUCAAAGAAAAUGGUGGUCCACCCUCAAUGGAAGGAGGGGUUAACCAAAAAAAAAGAGUGCUACCUGGAAUUUCUCCAGAAGCCAAGGAGCUUGCUGAAGAAAGAAUGAGAGCCAGAGAGAAGUCUGUCAAGAGCCAAGCACUACGUGAUGCCAUGGCUAAACAGUUGUGUAAAAUGAAAGAUAUGGAGAUGGCUGCAGCUGCUGCUGCUGGGGCUGCAAGGGCACGAAAGGUAUCUUCCAUGCCCUUGAAGACCAAAGAGCUGUUUUAUGACUCUCCAAAACAUUUGGCCUUGAAAGUAGCAGAGAGCUCCACACUAAAGCAUGAUGCUGCUGGUGAAAAGUUCUCCACUCCUCCUGCUGAUGUGGCUGGGCCUGAAGGGUCCGUCACCUCUUCAGAAGGCUCCAGUGGAAAGAGUAAGAAAAGAACUUCUCUUUUCUCCCCUCGUAAGAAUAAAAAGGAGAAGAAAUCCAAAAAUGACAGCAGGCUUUCUGACAAGUCUAGUGGUGGGACAGAGGAAGCAACAAAAACUAGAUCAUUAUGGAAGUCUGUUUUUUCUGGGUAUAAGAAAGACAAGAAGAAAAAGGCUGAUGACAAAUCCUGCCCAAGCACUCCCUCAAGUAGCGCCACUGUGGAUUCUGGCAAGCACAAGGCUUCUGCAUUGGUUACAGCAGCAGAUUUGCAGCUCCGUCGACACUUGAGUUUCUCAGAGGACUCUGACCUCUCCAGUGAUGAUGUUUUAGAACGUUCCUCCCAGAAAUCCAAGCGAGAGUCGAUUUAUGUACCACACGCCUUGGCAUUCAAGAGAUCAUAUUCGUCAAAGAGAGCCUACACGGAAGAGGAACUGAAUGCCAAGCUGACUCGGCGGGUACAGAAGGCUGCCCGUAGACAAGCCAAGCAAGAGGAGCUAAAAAGGUUACAUAGAGCCCAGAUCAUCCAGCGCCAGCUUGAACAAGUGGAAGAGAAGCAGAGGCAACUUGAGGAGAGAGGGGUUGCUGUGGAGAAGGCCCUUCGGGGAGAAGCAGACUAUUGGGGAGAGUCUUAUUACAGUGACCUCAUCGACUUGCAUCUGGGUGGCAUGGGGAAGAAGGAUGAUCCAAAGCUGAUGCAGGAGUGGUUCAAGCUGGUACAGGAGAAAAAUGCAUUGGUUCGCUACGAGUCUGAACUGAUGAUAUUCGCUCGGGAACUGGAACUAGAAGACAGGCAGAGUCGAUUACAGCAGGAACUCCGGGAGAGGAUGGCAGUGGACGAUCAUCUGAAGACAGAUGAGGAGCUCUCAGAGGAGAAGAGGAUCCUGAAUGAGAUGCUAGAAGUGGUAGAGCAGAGAGAUUCUCUUGUGGCUCUCCUGGAGGAGCAACGGCUUCGAGAAAAAGAGGAAGACAAGGACCUGGAGGCAGUUAUGCUUUCCAAAGGCUUUAGCUUGAACUGGUCCUGAGCUUAAAACAUUUACCUCUGCUGGUCUGUGUUGUCCAGUUGGCCUACCCUGAGUUUGCCAGAAUUACAUGGAUAGGAAGAUACUGAAGGGGAAACCUCGGAAGGGUCUGCCAGCAUGCAGGGAUUCAGUCUGAAGCACUCAGAAGCCUUUUGAUAAGUGUGUUGGUUCCAGAAGCUUAAGUUUCAUAUGUUUGCAAGCCAAGUUGAAGAUAGUGGGCUGAGACUAUGCAGUCUCCUUGAGGUCCCGUACAAUGGACUAUAUUUUUUCCUUGUGGUAGGAGGGAAAGGAAUAAACUCUGGUGUGUGGGGAAGGAGGUUAAGGGGAGAAGUACCCUUAACUAAACUGGAUUUUUGGCAGUCCAUUCCUUUCUCAUUUUCACUACACCAGUUCUAAUAAGAGAGAGGGAAGUGACAACCCUCUCUGGAGAACCACAGCAGCCUGUAGCAGCCUGUAUGGAGGAGUCGGCUAUCCAAGAGAGCUCCAGAAGCCCAGGGCAGCACCUUCUUUGCUUUAGUCUUUUUCCCCACCAAAGAAACCUGCAGUUGAUUAUUAUGUAUGGAUAUGAAGAAAUAUGAGACAGAGAAGAUUCUGCUAGUAUGUGUGAUGGAACUCUCUGCCUCCUGUUUUUCAGAGAGAUUUGGGCAUCAGAGGACUCUCUCCCUAUCGUAGUCUCCUAAAUUUUGUUAUUGCUGUGGGGAGAAAAGGGGAGAAGAUGAGAGGGAAGAUGCCCUUCUGCUUUGCUACACACUGGAGAGAGAGCUACCGCUGGCCUUAGUCUUCAUGGCCACAGCUCAGAGGCUGAUGGGUUUCUUUGUUCUGUUUUUGUUUUGACACUGGAAAAUACUGACUGUGGGACAGUAGUAAGUGUGUGCUGGGGUAGGGGUGUUACCAGGCGUUCCCUGGUUGUUAACUCCUAAAAGGGAGAAGCCCUUAAGUGACUGAACCACCAUUAAGACUUUUCAGUGUUUUUAUUUUUUCCUCUGUAUUUUGUUUUUGCACAUUGAAAACGAAGCUUAAGACCUGCCUGGGCCCUCAGUCACUUUGACCCUUUUAUGUCAAUUAACUUAUUUUUUUAAUACUUGAAAAAAGAUUCAUUUUUGUAUCUUUUAAGAAAAAUAUGGACGAGUGAUGGGUGUGUGUGCCUGCUGCAUCCUACAACUUCCACUUCUAAAUUACUGGACAUUGUUACCUGUGGCUAUUUAUUAGCGUUCUUAAUAAUGUUAAUGUUACACAUCUUUGAUUGUGGAGGGGGUGUCUGUUAGAGGAAGACACUACUGCGCAUUGGUCCCUGCUUCACAACAAGGGCAGCCUUUAUGGACCCAUGGAUGCAUCCUGCCCUAGGAGACUUCCUUUACGAUGAAAUCUGGUGUGUUCAUGGAGUUGUAAGAAUCUAUUUGUGUUCCUAGCAUACUUUUCUUCUGCAUCCCAGAUUCCUCCUGGGAUAAACCUAUAAUUUAUUUAAAUAUUAAAUGUUUAUAACGGGAAAGCCAAAACUGUGAGGUAGAGAUAUCCCAUAUGCCUCUUUCUCCCUGAAAGAGGGGACCCUCGCACUCUUGAGAUACAGCUAGCGGGACUUCCAUGUAAACAAAAAUAGCACAUUUCAUGCUGCAUCUGUUGGAGGAAGCUCCUUUUGGCUCAGCUAGUGAAGCUGCUGCUUUUAAACCAGGAGGGUGCUCAUUGUAAUCCUACAUUAAGUAAUGAACAGGACAUGCACUGAGCAAUUCAGCACCAUUCACUGUUUGACAGAUUUCCUGAGCACACUACACCCUUAACUUGUCACACAGAGCUGAAAUAGCAGUGUGCGCUGGGUAGGUGUCUCAUCCUUAAUGUGGUAAUGUUAAGAGUUUUUUCCCCUUGGGUUGUUGACUAUUUUCUUUUCUUGUUAAGAAAUACUAAGCCUGCUCCUCAGUGUCUUUGAGGAAGUGUCUCAUUCCCAAGCAUAUUCAUACAAUGCACUGACUUCCUGCUUGAUGAUAUGCUGUUUGGUGCAAGAUACCCAAGCAGGGUUGGGCAUCCUUUAAUCUUUUACCUCAGGAUAGAAGGUAACGUGGUUUCUUGCUGCUGGCUCUCUGCCUUCCACAAAGAUGUCUUCUGUUAGCCAGGGUCUAAAAUCUGAACUCAUAUCUGACUCCUGAACAUAUCUCAAGCUAAGGACAGUCCCCAGAGACUCUCAGCAGUGCUUGUUAACUGUGCAAACAUGUUUUUUCCACCUCAAAUGUUUUCCCUUCAUCCUCCAUAGUGUUUUCUGCUGAAGCAUUACAAAUUAAACCCAAACGUUCAUGAAACAAAGCAGACAAGCAGCUGUUGUGCUGCUUAGUAAUUGUGCAUGUUAGCAAGUGGUACCUGCUAUACCAGUAUCAUGGGACAAAACUCCUUUAAGUGUUGGUGUACCAACGAGGCAUCUGCGAACAGAACUUCCCCCAUGUACCAGUGCGGAGGCCAGCUGCAGAAGUCACAUUGUCAGUGGUAGUUUACAUAGUCUGUGUUUGAGUGGUCAGUGGAAAUUGGAGAGGAGGAGGGAAGAGAGGGAAACUAGACAGUAGUUGAUUGUAAAUUCUCUUGUACAGAGAAUUGGCCUCUGUCCACUUCAUAGUGCAGUAUGUAUAUGGAGCACAUCUGACUUUGAAUAAAAAAAUCAUUGAAUGUGAGCUGUAAAACAGAAAUCCUGAAGAAGAAAUAUCAGAUUACUACUUCUCCCUUUAGUACUGAAGGACACUGGCCAGAUAUUUGCAAAGCUGAACAAUGAUAUCACUUGAGGGUGUAAUGCCCUACUGCAGGGGAAGAAGCACAUACUCUAAAACUCUUUAGGUUAUGUUGAAGUCCUCCAGCACUGAGAAUGAAAAUGAAGACCUAACAUUGCACACACACAAAUUAGUUAAAAAUACAUGAAUGGGAAUCUUAAAAGGCCUUUUUCUACCAAAAUGGUAGUAAAAGGCACAACUUGUACUUGUUGUUCAGUUGCACUUUAACAAUAUAACUUGCAUAUCAGAUACUGGGGUUUUUUACUAUCUUAAUAUUUUUAAUUCAAAUUUUGUAUUUUUAAAGCUGAAGGAGGCUCUUGUGACCACAAGAUUCCUUAUUUGUAUCAGAAUCCAAGUAGGAUGUCUUCUAGCUCUUUGUGCUAUCCAAGCAGGCAAUAGCACGUGGCUCAGUCAUGUGCAUUCAGUGAUGUGUGGCUGUUUCGCAUAUGAAUGAAGGGAAAGGCCCUCAGCUUCUGAGAAGUGGGCAUGCAACAGCAGGUGCCAUCCCCUUUUGUGAUGCUGUCCAUACCAGGGGCUGGGCGCUCAGUCCAUGUGAUGGAAGGACAGCUGGGUUUGGAGCCUGACCUGUGCUUGUUUUAAAAUGGGCACACUGCAGAUGGGGGAGCGCUUAAGUCCCCUAAGGGGAAGGGAGGGGGAUACUGUCUCCUGGGGACACCCAGGAGGUAAAUGGGGAUGGGGGAGUGAGGACUGCCAAAACAACCAAUCUGCUGUUUUCACAAUACAAACAACAUUUUUAACUGUUUUGUUUCUUUUACUAUGUUUUCAUUAAAACUCAAAAAUGGCUGUAAAAUCCUGAGCUUCAGAGAACUGUGUGUGGGGAGAUGACAUGAUUACCUUUCAGCUCCAACUUCCAGACAUACUCCUCCCUUUUUCAGUUAUCCAAAACCCCAUGGUCUCGCUAGGGCAUGUUACAAACCGCGUUGCUGAACAUAUUUUAGAGCAAACCGCAUGUUUUAAAAGUCUGUCCUUCUCUAACCGUCUCUGCAUUUUAUGUAAAUACUCAUUUGUAUGUAAAGACACCAGUGGAUCCUUGGGUUACCCCUGCGGCCAAGAACCUGAGUUUUGUGCAAUGCCUAGGCCUCUAUUAGAACACAGUGCUUGCAUAGAGCUAGUCACCACGUUUGUGUGCACUCUGGUGGUUUUUAAUAUUUUUAUACAUUCUAAUCCUGAACAUUACGAAGUAUUAUAAGUGGUCUAGACUGCAUGAUCUAGAGCAGCCAGCAGUUUCAUUUUCUUAGCAAUUGUUCCUAAAAUGUCCACAGCUACACCUUGUUUGGUUAACAUUCUUUUGAGUCUUCAGUUAAAUGUUUACACCAGACACCAGUGGAUGAGAAAGGCGUUGCAUUAUAAAAUCUCCUGUGUACAAACUGAAAAGCCACGAUAUGGCUGUGUCAGGAGUUUAAAUUGUCACAGUCUGCAAUAAAGAGAACUCUAAAGCAUACUAAAAACCAGCCUGUAUAUAAUUCACAGAGAAAGAGAUUGCUUGCUCUUGACCAUUGCAAAAUAACAGAGAUUGGAAGUUUUCCAAAUGUUUCGGCUUUUGGAUUGCUCAGAGUACUGCUAUAGGCGGCAGGGUAGCUGGACAGAUGAGGAUGUCAUUGAGAGUGUAGACGUUAAGGGGAGAAUGCCAUGUUCUGAUGGUAUUGCAGUAAUUUAAAUACUCUCGAUAUGUGUGCGUGCGUGUGUGUGUGAAGUCUAAUCCAGGUGAAGGGAUCUGCUUUAGCAUCUUCCCUUUUUGUAUGAAAGUGAACUCUGAUAUUCAGAUUGUUCAAGGCUUUUAUGGUUGGCAUAUAUGGAGUGUUAACAAAAAAGUGUAUACCCUACCUGUAAAAAAAACCCAAAAAACCAACUCUGUUCCAGCCUGUUUUCUUCUGUUUGGUUGUGUUUUAUUGUUUGUUUUGAUGCACACUUGCUUUGUUGGUGUUGAGAUUUUAGCACCUCAGAUGGCCAACUGAACUAAAAAAAUAAAGUCAAUUAAUUAUUUUUU
Dromaius novaehollandiae (emu) is the source of this 11731-nucleotide messenger RNA. It is a transcript of the gene MICAL3, whose product is annotated as microtubule associated monooxygenase, calponin and LIM domain containing 3. NCBI's taxonomy places the organism in Eukaryota, Metazoa, Chordata, Aves, Casuariiformes, Dromaiidae. The record is from RefSeq and is a predicted model, not a curated record. Gene Ontology annotation, molecular function: protein binding; FAD binding. The transcript is spliced from 41 exons. Bases 272 to 6982 code for a protein of 2236 amino acids.